AUGUUUUGCUCCAUGCGAUGGCCGUUGGUCGUCAUGGCCUUGAUAGCACUUUCGAUGUCUGUCUCAAGCAUUGACGUUGCAGCUCAUGGUCCAGCUAACACGACAGCAUCAAGUCCAGAGUCAACAACUGCGGCAACUGCUACGAUCACUCCAGCAAUUCCGACUGCUAGUUCUGCUCCAGAAACGAUUGCAGCAGCACCGGAAGAUCCGGUGGAUGCUAUCACACGACUUCCUGCGCCAGAGCCCCUAGAAAUCGGUACAUCAAUGUCGCCGGUAGUGACGGGAGCCGUUACCAGGACCACAUCUGAAUUGACAUUACAAGCUCCAAUUGCAGCACAAGCAAAGGUCUCUGAAUCGAGUGCAACUGAGCUGCCCGAAUCGACGUCAUCACAUGGUCGCAUGCGAGCCAGUGAUGCUAGUGGUCUCACAAGUGCGUCGUCUCAGUCCUCGGCAUCGAAAAGCGCGUCCGAAUCCACCACCGAUAGUCCGACAGACUUCACAUCCACCAAGUCGGUCGUGCUUUUCAUGAUAUGUGGAGUCGGUUUUACCAUAUCAAUGAGUCUUCUCUUCGUCUUAUGGAGAAACAGGAUGAAGAACAAAGACUCGGACCUGGAGACAACGGCUCCGCCAAACGCAGCUUCGAUCUCAUUUCCAGCCAUUGCGAUCCCACCGAUUAUCGUGCCUGACGCUCAGGUGGUGUCUUCCUGGAAAGCAAGUAAACCGAGUAUUGCGUCACAACCUGAUAUACUGCUGUCUGCAAGCGACCACACCAAGCUUGAUCCCUCAAUGCGUUCAUCUGUCGGCCACGACCUGACCAACGGGUACUCCCAAGUUGCUAGUCUGCCUCUGCUUUGCCCGUUGAUGCAAACGCCUCAAGCAAACCGAGAGACGAAUUCGUCUUCGGAACAGAGCAUCAGUAUCCGCGGGUACUCUGACUUCUCCAUGCAUCAUGACUCGGAAGGUGAGACUUUCGCUGUGAUGAGUGAGAGAGACUCGGCAAGUACGGCAUACCUCGCUCGCGACAGGUGCUCGACGUAUAACCGAUACUCAGUAUCGUCGCGGCUUUCCAGUGUCCAUGGACGAAACAGCUCCGAUUGGUUCCAGCUUCUAGCGUCCGAGCAACUCGACAUCUAUCGUGUUUCCUCGGCGUCAUCCACAACUUUCUCGGUUGCAACAACCGAGCAAGUGCGGCUGCCCCACGCCAAUGUUCACGUCACAUUGAACGGAACCACGUCGCGCACUGAUGUUCCGACCUGGUACGUCGUGAUUCAGUCCCCGACUGACAACAACCGAUGCACUACGACGUCGAUUGACAGCGACGACUUGCGAGACGAUAGAGAAUCGUAUGAGCUGUAG
This is a messenger RNA of Peronospora matthiolae, 1356 nucleotides long. The record is from the annotation of a GenBank genome assembly. NCBI's taxonomy places the organism in Eukaryota, Oomycota, Peronosporomycetes, Peronosporales, Peronosporaceae.